Pseudomassariella vexata is the source of this 3534-nucleotide messenger RNA. Its product is annotated as E1-E2 ATPase-domain-containing protein. The transcript has 2 exons. The record is from RefSeq and is a predicted model, not a curated record. Gene Ontology annotation, biological process: copper ion homeostasis; monoatomic cation transport. Lineage: Eukaryota; Fungi; Ascomycota; Sordariomycetes; Amphisphaeriales; Pseudomassariaceae. Bases 1 to 3534 code for a protein of 1177 amino acids. Gene Ontology annotation, molecular function: ATP binding; P-type divalent copper transporter activity; ATP hydrolysis activity. Gene Ontology annotation, cellular component: membrane.
AUGGCGCCCUCCAACAUCAAAGUUCCUCCGCAGGGCCCGUUGAAGUCGUCUCUACAAACUCCGACAACAGCACAAUGGGCCACGACAACUCUGCGAGUUGGAGGCAUGACGUGUGGUGCUUGCACAUCAGCAGUUGAAGCAGGCUUUAGGGGCGUCGACGGUGUGGGCAAUGUGUCAGUGAGCUUGGUCAUGGAACGAGCGGUGGUAAUGCACGAUCCUCAAAGGAUAUCCGCGGAGCAGAUUCAGGAGACCAUCGAAGAUUGUGGGUUCGAAGCCGACGUUCUAGCGACCGAUAUACCGUCCCCCCUGCUCCGGAGUAAUGAGAGUCUCUUCGACGCCGACAACGACGAACCGACGACUACGGUUACGACCAUUGCUAUUGAAGGUAUGACAUGCGGCGCUUGCACGUCUGCGGUGGAGGACGGUUUCGCGAACGUUCCGGGACUCAAACAUUUCAGUAUUUCGCUACUGUCAGAAAGAGCUAUAAUUGAGCACGAUGUGGAACUGUUGCCCGUCGACAAAAUAAUCGAAAUAAUCGAGGGCCGAGGCUUCGAUGCCACACUGGUGGACAGCGAAGAGCAGAAGCCUACGAAGAAAAUGGCAUUAGCACCUGGAUCAAGACCAUCAGUUGCGACCACGACAGUUGCGAUCGAGGGUAUGACAUGUGGUGCCUGCACCUCAGCAGUCGAAGGUGGCUUCAACGGGCUCGACGGUAUUCUGCGCUUUAACAUAAGUCUUCUGGCCGAAAGAGCCGUCAUUACGCAUGACCUGGCCAAAGUACCUGCCGACAAGAUUGCCGAAAUCAUUGUAGACCGAGGAUUUGACGCCAAGAUCUUAUCUACCACAGUUGACACCGCGGAACAUGGUUCGACUGCAACUGUGGCCCAGUUCAAAGUUUACGGCUGCGCAGGUGCGGCAGCCGCUAAAACAGUCGAAGAUGCGCUAUUGGCUCUGUCGGGCGUGGAAUCUGCGAGACUGAGCCUCAGUACUUCAAGGCUCACAGUCACACAUCAUCCAAAUAUCAUCGGCUUGCGCGCUCUUGUCGAUGCUGUUGAAGCCGCGGGCUACAAUGCGCUGGUUGCCGACAACGAUGACAAUGAUGCUCAGCUUGAAUCCCUCGCAAAAACAAGAGAAAUUCAAGAAUGGCGCAGGGCCUUCAAAGUUUCUGUGACUUUUGCGAUCCCAGUGUUUUUCAUUGGCAUGAUCUUUCCUAUGGUCAUCCCUGUUUUAGACUUCGGCGGCUGGGAAAUCUUCGAUGGUCUCUUCCUCGGCGACAUCAUUUGUUUGGUUCUCACGAUACCCAUUCAAUUUGGCAUUGGCAAACGGUUCUAUGUGUCAGCCUAUAAGUCUGUCAAGCAUGGCUCGCCCACCAUGGAUGUCUUGGUGGUACUUGGCACAUCUGCUGCCUUCUUCUUCAGCAUCGCAGCCAUGGUUGUGUCCGUUUGCUUCCCUCCUCACACUCGACCUAGCACGAUUUUCGACACAAGCACUAUGCUCAUCACCUUUAUUACAUUCGGUCGUUUCCUGGAGAACCGUGCGAAGGGACAAACUUCCAAGGCCCUAUCCAGGCUCAUGUCUCUCGCGCCGUCUAUGGCAACAAUUUACGUCGACCCCAUCGCUGCUGAGAAAUUAGCCGAAGGAUGGGACGCUGUCGUCCAGUCAGAAGAACCGAAGACUCCAAUCCGUGAAGGCAACGCGGCCGAGGAGAAAGUUAUCCCCACCGAACUCAUUCAAGUUGGCGACAUUGUCGUUAUGCGACCCGGCGACAAGAUCCCUGCUGACGGCGUCAUCGUCCGCGGUGAGACAUAUGUGGACGAAAGCAUGGUGACAGGCGAGGCCAUCCCCGUUCAAAAGAAAAAGGGCACCAAUGUCAUUGGUGGCACAGUCAACGGUCAUGGGCGAAUCGACUUCCGUGUGACGCGAGCCGGCCGCGACACGCAGCUCAGCCAGAUUGUGAAGCUUGUCCAGGAUGCACAAACCACCAGAGCCCCAAUCCAGAGGCUGGCGGACAAACUGGCUGGUAUGUUUGUACCUAUGAUUCUCUCUCUCGGCCUCCUGACCUUCGUCUUUUGGAUGGUCCUCAGCCACGUCUUGACGAAUCCCCCAAAGAUCUUUUUGGAAGAUGCGAGCGGUGGUAGGCUUUUUGUUUGCGUCAAGCUGUGCAUUUCUGUCAUAGUAUUUGCAUGCCCGUGUGCGCUGGGCUUAGCCACUCCUACGGCUGUCAUGGUAGGUACCGGCGUGGGAGCGGAGAACGGAAUCCUCGUCAAGGGGGGCGCUGCUCUGGAAACCACGACUAAGGUCACACAAGUAGUCUUAGACAAGACGGGAACCAUCACUUACGGCAAGAUGAUAGUCGCAACUGCGAAUAUUACUCCUUCAUGGCAAGACAGCGAAUUGGCCCGACGACUUUGGUGGACCGUUGUUGGACUGGCUGAGAUGGGCAGCGAGCACCCCGUGGGCAAAGCCGUUUUGAAUGCUGCACGGGUGGAACUUAACGUAGACGAAGAAGGUGCCAUUGAUGGAAGCAUCGGUGACUUCACUGCAGCCGUGGGCCGAGGUAUCAGCGCAAUCGUUGAGCCCCAGACCGGUACGUUGCGAACGCGCUAUACCGUAUUGGUUGGCAACGUCCGCUUCCUCCGCGAGAACGAUGUCGAUGUGCCUGCGGAAGCAAUUGAGGCCUCGGAACAGAUCAACUCGAAAGCGAACAAGUCCCAGUCCAAGUUGUCCUUUGCCGGUACUACCAACAUCUUCAUCGCCAUCGACGGCACGUACGCUGGUCAUCUUUGUCUUUCGGAUACCAUAAAGGAAGGAGCUGCACCAACGAUUUCCGUGCUUCACCGGAUGGGCAUCAGGACUGCUAUUGUGACGGGUGACCAACGCUCUACGGCUUUGGCUGUCGCGUCGCUGGUGGGUAUUCCUGCCGAAGAUGUAUACGCUGGUGUCUCCCCAGACCAAAAACAAGCCAUCAUUCGGCAACUCCAGGACGAGGGCCAAUGUGUCGCCAUGGUGGGUGAUGGUAUCAACGACUCCCCCGCCCUGGCCACAGCCGACGUGGGCAUCGCCAUGUCGAGCGGCACAGACGUCGCCAUGGAAGCCGCCGACGUGGUCCUAAUGCGUCCCAACGACCUGAUGGACAUUCCCGCUGCCCUCCACCUCGCCCGCACCAUUUUCAUCCGUAUCAAGCUCAACCUCGCAUGGGCCUGUCUCUACAACAUCGUCGGGCUCCCCUUCGCCAUGGGCGUCUUCUUGCCAUUCGGCUGGCAUCUGCACCCCAUGGCCGCGGGUGCCGCCAUGGCAUGCAGCAGUGUCAGUGUUGUGGUUAGCUCGCUUCUGCUUAAGUUCUGGACGCGACCCCAGUGGAUGGACGAGGCGCUGUUGGCAAAUCAGGGCGGACUUAAGAAGAUGGGCCGUGGAUGGGGUUUGGACGGUGUGGUUACGAAGAUUCAGGACGCUGCUGCUGCGGUGUUGGGGCGGAAGGCUGGGAAGGAUGAGGGGUAUGUCCCGUUGGAUAACUUGGAGAGGAGUGAGGUGUAA